Plasmodium inui San Antonio 1 is the source of this 357-nucleotide messenger RNA. RefSeq lists its product as hypothetical. Lineage: Eukaryota; Apicomplexa; Aconoidasida; Haemosporida; Plasmodiidae. The record is from RefSeq and is a predicted model, not a curated record. The transcript is spliced from 2 exons. Bases 1 to 357 code for a protein of 118 amino acids.
AUGCAUUUAAAAAAGGCGGAGUUCCCAAAAAAUGACGCCUCCGUAAAGUCGAGCGAGAGGAGAGAAUCUUCCAUGUGUGAAGAAGAUGAAAUCUUCUCCAAUUCCACCUUGUCUGAUGCUGAAAGUUGCUAUCAGUUUUGGAAAAACGCCGACAGGGGAGACAUUUUUGAAAUAUGCGAAGAGUUCGAAAGUUCGGAAGAUGAAAGUGAGGUAAACAACAUGGAACACAAUUUUGACACACCCAAAUUGUACUCCAGCAUAGAAACUAACACGGUGCUGAUUGGCAUGGGCACCACGGUGGAGGAUGACACUUGUAUGCAGGACGAAGUGGAGAAUCCCCCAUCACGUGGAAAUUAA